Macrobrachium nipponense is the source of this 4105-nucleotide messenger RNA. RefSeq names its product trypsin-1-like. Gene Ontology annotation, molecular function: serine-type endopeptidase activity. Gene Ontology annotation, biological process: proteolysis. The transcript is spliced from 6 exons. The record is from RefSeq and is a predicted model, not a curated record. The coding region runs from base 269 to 1132 and encodes 287 amino acids. Lineage: Eukaryota; Metazoa; Arthropoda; Malacostraca; Decapoda; Palaemonidae.
GGGUAUAGCGCCGAGCGGGAGGGAGGACAAGGUUCCCCGUGACGUCACAUGAAACUCUGACCUUGCCAGGCCGUUUAUAUACUACAUGCCGGCAUCAGAAGCCACGUUCAGACCUUACCCAUCGCAUCUGCUGUUAACUAUUUGUUAUCUCAAGUUCACAGCCAGUCUGCACAAAACCACCAGUAAUUUAAUUCUACUACAACGAAUACCUUAACUGUCAUUCACAAGUGUUCAAGUUAUCAUACGAAGCAAAACUCACAAUUAAGUCAUGGAGAUUUCGACGUACUUUUUAAUCCUCUGCGCUUGCGUCGUGAACUUCGUCACCGCCUCUGUCAAUGUGGCAGAUGUCCCAUGCGGCCGUUCUCAAGUUCGCCAAGCCAAGAUCAAGAAUGGAACGGAUGCCUUCCCUCACGAGUACCCCUGGCUGGUGUCCAUCAGUACUGCAGGUCCCAACUCGCCUCAUUUCUGUGGCGGAUCCCUCAUCCACAAGAGAUAUGUAGUGACAGCUGCCCACUGCGUUCACCACAAACGUCCGAUGGACGUGAAAGUAUUGGCAGGCGCCCACAACAUCUUCGUCCCGAAUUCUGAGAGUGAGCAGAGCAUCUCUGUCAGCAGCAUCGUCAUCCAUCCUGACUACUCGAAGAAAUACAUCAACGACAUUGCCAUCUUGGAGCUGAGCACAGAUGCCAAGUGGACCAAAUUUGUUAGACCUGUGUGCCUUGCUGACAUGGAGCUGGACAAAGCCAAAGACUCCUUGGAUGGUAUGUCUGUCACAGCUGCUGGAUGGGGCAACACUGAUGAAAAGCAAUACGGUGGCAAGCCUGCAAGCAUUCUCCAGAAAGUCGACGUGUUGGUCGUGCCAACAGCCACAUGCGAAAGCUGGUACAACAUUGAUGGAGUGCGCUUCUACGACAGUCACUUGUGUGCCGGAUACGAAAAUGGCGGAAAGGACACAUGCCAGGGUGACAGCGGCGGCCCUCUCAUGAUGAACGACGACGGGGGACGCACAGUCAUCGUUGGAGUCGUUUCCACCGGCAUCGGUUGUGGCCGGCCGAAGACCCCAGGUAUCUACACCAGGGUGUCCCGGUACAUCACUUGGAUUCAAGCACAGAUGGCAGCCAGUACCCAGUAGGACCAACCACAAGGAUUCGCUGGAGUGUGAAAAUCCUUGACGUUUCUUUUGACCGACCUUCCGUCAUUCGCGACUUGGUGCAAGUAGCACCGCAGACACCAAAGAUGAAUGUGAAAGUCACUUGCUUUUCUCGAUUUUCAUUCGCUCGCAAUUUUUUCUCUAGUUAUAUGUUCCAUAAGUGAAAGUUCUUGACUACUGACAUUCUAUAUAUGUUCUAAACACGCUUGUGUAUUUAUUCAUAACAGAACUUCAUCCGGCUUUCUCAGCUGAAUGCUGCAGAUAGAUUUAGAAUACAAUUUAAUUUAUUAUAUUUAUUAUUUGUCUUCAUAUUCGACACAGAAGACUGCCUGCCUGCGCUAAGCUAAUUUACGAUUAUCGGGAUUUAAGCUUUAAUGACCCAAUCCCGACAUCCUUUACGUCUCUUUCUAGUACAUUUCUAGUCUCGUCAUUACGUCAUCAGAUUCCCGAGUGUAUUUUGGGAGGCCUCCUCGUGGCACUUCUUUAAACAAUCAAAAGCAAAGGAUAAAUACAACGAGCAUUGGAGCCGUUUCAUAGACUAAUCCCGACUACUAUACUCUGUUUUUUUCCAUCUGUCCAUCCGCCUGUGGUGUUUUUGUAUGGUAACACUGCGUCCCGGGCUUUAAAUAGUUACGCUAUGUGUAAGUUUUAGGUAAAUAAAAGGAUAUCUAGGUGUACACUUGCAACGGAAAAGUGUUUUAAUACUUUACUGUAUGCGAAUUACACCGUUAAUAUUCCAAAUAGGAUAUUGUUAUUAUUGUUGAAUGUAAGCUGAAUGUAACUAUCUAAAGCCCGGGACGCAUUGUUACCAUACGCAAACACCACAGGCGGCUGGACAGAUGGAAAAAAACCGAGUAUAGUACUACUUUAUUAUGCCUUUCGAUGGUGGCCUCCUUUUUAGGAGCCGUUUCAUAGGAAAAAUUCAGUAUACUACUACUACUACUACUACUCUGGGGGAAAUUUAUAGUUUUCAAGAAUAAGUCUGUCGUCCAAAGAGUCAGUCAUUGCCUCCUGUGUGAAUAUAUUGCCAUUUUUUCUGCUGUACAGUUGGGCAUUACGUUGUGUCCUUAAACAAGAUCUGCCUCUUUCUUAUCGUUGAUCUAAUAGUUUCAGUGUCACGUACGUUCUCUCAAAAAGAGAUGAUCAUGUAUUUUUCAAAACAGUGCUACUUUCGUGCAGUUUUCCUAGUUAUAACGUGAUGUAAUUGCACUGAUCUACAUUUCGUUUAAUGACACAUGUUUAUUUUAUCGUUGGUUACUCAUUACGACUUGCAACCAUGUUGAUUUUUUAAAUUCCAGUCACUCGUUCGUCUAGUUUCGUCGUAUUUUCUGUCUCAGACUUCUCAAAACUGCUUUCACCUUUGAAAGUCUCAUUAUAUAUUGGUUUCUAAUCUUUGUACCUAAUUAAUCUUUGCUUUUGUUUCUGUCAGACACCUUAUUGCAUCUAUUGUAUCUUUUAUCAUCAAUAUUAAGUCCUUGGACUACAGCAAUUUCUGUCAGCGAAUCGGAAGGCUUCAUUAUCUUUAGAAUUCCGACACACUGAGGACCCGACGAUCAAACUUUUUUUAGACUCACUGGCUGAAGAUAUAGGCACCGAGUCUUGUGCUCUAGACUCGUGAUGUUUACCCAUACGACAUUUACGACUGACUUGACCGGUGAGUGAAAACUGGCCAUCAAGGUGGACUGACCGACUCUUUGUACUAAAGUUAUCUCGGGAUUUAUUUAUACUAGUUCCUGCGCAUUGCAUUUCAUGUACCUAACCUCUCAGCAGCGCUCCUACGAUCUCUUCUCUGUUUCAUACCGUUCGUGACAGAAGUCUUGGUUUCUUUCACGUGGAAGUCUCUGAACGUAAACGCUUCCCUAACUCCAUAUCUGUCAGUGUUGUAGUCAUUUUUAGAAUAUCUCUCGGUAUUUUUCGUUAUCGUGUGCUCAGUGUUGCCUUUCUUUUGCUUUGAUAUAGGACCCAAAAUCCCUGUGUUAGAUUUUGUAUUGUUUCUUGAUUUCUUUGUAAACUAAUAGUGUUUGUGUUGUUUCCGUCAUAAGAUAUGCUGGUCUCGGAUGCACAUGAAAAGACAUAUUUAUUUUUUUAUAUGUAGUAUAUGUUUGACGUCAUAUAUCUCUUGACAAAUACCUGCUUCUAAGAAAAAAACUAGGAAGGAAAAUCAGAAAAAAUUAGAAACAUUCCUUUGAACGACAAGAAGCCAGAAAAGUGAACGAUAAAUAAAAAUUGUCUCUAAGUAAAAGCAACCAAAUUGUGUAGUUCAGGUUUGAAUCACAAUUAUUUAAAGUAUAUUUAACUGACUGGAUUUUUGUGCAUUUAACUGUCAUGUUCUAAUCUUCAGUUACUGUCUUAUCUAUGAGCAAGAGCCCGUGCUGGUAUAUAAAGCCAACUUUAACCAAAAAAACACUUAAUCUUUAAAUGUCGUUAGAUUAGAUUAACAACUGUAAGCUAAAUCACAUACAUAGUUUGAGAGACAAAGAAAGUUCUGAUGUUCAAUGAUUGUCUUUAGAAAUUAUAUUUUUCUCUUAUUUUGUCAUUUGUUGCUGUGGAAUUUGAUAGUGAUUGCGUAAAUAUACUGUAAGGUACACUUUCUCACAUAAUAACACUACACGUGACCUUGCCUUAUAUGGUAACUGAUAAGACAAUUUUGUUUGUUUGUUGGUUUUGCAUUGACUGAUUUCGAUUCCAAAGUCGAACAAGCCAACGCAGACUAUCAGUUGUCCAGGCUAUUGUUACUUACGUUUUUUUUAUUGCAUGACUUUAAUUUAUUGAUAACACAAUGAGUAUGAAUAUUGUGAGUGACAUAUUCUUCAUCGAGUCAUUUGAAUGGAUUCUAUCUAGAUUGUUUCCAUAUGAACGCAACAUUAUACACUUUGUCAUGGUUUUACAGUAUUUAUCAUAAAUGCAAAGCCCUUUUGUGAUUUUUACUUAUUUUAUACUUUUUAUACAAAUUUU